AUGGACUUACCUUCUGACUCUCAGCAUCCUAUAGCCUCAAUCAUCGUGACUCUCACCGGAGUCGCUUAUUUCUCAUUAUGGUCUUACUCUUUUUACCCACAGGUCAUCCUCAAUUACCGUCGUAAAACCGGUUUCUCACCCGAUUUCUCAUACGUAAACCCCACUGGGUUCCUCGCUUUGUCAAUCUGGAACUGGACCAUUUUCUUCUCUCCUCUCGCUCGUCAACAAUACGCAACAAGACAUAAUGGUCAUCUACCACAAGUCUCACCAUGGGAUAUAGCAUUUUCGACUCAUGCACUUUUUCUUUCCCUCAUUGUCCUCUUACAAGUCCUUUGGUAUGCUCGAAAACAUCGACUGGGUUUAGAAACCAACGACGAGACAAGUCAUUUAUUACCUGUUCCUGAGCAAUCACCAAAGAUCAAAUCCGAAGCAUCAUGGACUAAACCUUCAAUCAUAGCUCGAACAGCUAUAAUACUAAUUUUCGUUUCUGCUUUCCUCACCGGUUGUAUGGUCUGGAUUGGGAAACUUGAGUUUUUGGAUUGGUUAUAUUGGAUCUCUACGAUUAAACUCAUCAUAUCCACUUUGAAAUAUAUCCCACAGGUGAUUUUGAAUUGGAAGGUCAAAAGUGUCGAAGGUUUCGCCAUUGGGGCUAUCAUCUGUAAUGAAGCGUGA
Tremella mesenterica DSM 1558 is the source of this 672-nucleotide messenger RNA. RefSeq lists its product as uncharacterized. The record is from RefSeq and is a predicted model, not a curated record. The transcript has 3 exons. Bases 1 to 672 code for a protein of 223 amino acids. Gene Ontology annotation, biological process: L-cystine transport. Gene Ontology annotation, cellular component: vacuolar membrane; fungal-type vacuole. Lineage: Eukaryota; Fungi; Basidiomycota; Tremellomycetes; Tremellales; Tremellaceae. Gene Ontology annotation, molecular function: L-cystine transmembrane transporter activity.